Molecule: messenger RNA, 603 nt
Organism: Pseudomassariella vexata
Lineage: Eukaryota; Fungi; Ascomycota; Sordariomycetes; Amphisphaeriales; Pseudomassariaceae
Exons: 1
Source: RefSeq, a predicted model, not a curated record
UUCCUCGCCGAAACCAAGGGAAAGCCUCUAUAUGCUGUAACACGGCACUGGGGUUGGAGUAGCAACCCGCCCUUAGUUCUGCACAGCGGCCCGGACCCCAAGUCCCCCGCCCUGGCAGCCGCGGACAGAUCAUUUUUCACUUGGAACUCAAAAGUCAUCCUCAAACCACUCCCCAGCUCCCCAAGAAAGGGCGACACGGAGAAGGUGAACGUACUGUCGCCCGACCUGGCUUGCGAAUUCUCCAUCCAUGUCAAUGCUCCUGGAGAAGUGGGUGGAAAAGUGGGAAGAGGCACAGGCCGCGAGCGCUUCGUUUGGCGUCGCUCAUUGGGCCUCGAAUUCCAAGCGCUGGCUGGUUGGGCGUGGGGGUGGACGCUCUUCCGCGUUAACAGCGGCGGAAGCGACGCGGCGCAGAGCACGGGUGAUUCCUUGGGCGGGAAGGAAAUCGUUGCCGUGGUGGCGGCGUGUCCACUUGAUUCAGCCAGGUCUAAGAAAGCCAAGUUUGAGUUUCUAGGCACCGGGAAGGGGGAACUAGGGGAGCGGUGGGCCAUGAUAGCACUCAUGAGUGGGUUGAGGAUUUUGAAAGUAGACCGACUUGCCAUUCAA